Acanthocheilonema viteae is the source of this 405-nucleotide messenger RNA. NCBI's taxonomy places the organism in Eukaryota, Metazoa, Nematoda, Chromadorea, Rhabditida, Onchocercidae. The record is from the annotation of a GenBank genome assembly.
AUGGUUCGAGCAGUGCUGUGUACGGCUAAUAGUCGUACGGUUGAACAGAUUGUUGAUAUGAGCAAAAUUCGCUCCCAGUUAAAUGAGCAAUUGCGUUGCUUAGAAACUCGAACAGAAGCGCAGACUGCUAUUUUAUUGGAACUAAAUGAUUACUAUCGGAAGAAGGCGGAACUUGACGGCGAGUAUGGGAAGCAGCUCGAAAAACUUGCAAAAAACAUUAUGCAAAAACAUAAAAAUGAGCGAUAUAAAAUUUUACUAACAUUUGAAAAAUGUUGGCAGAAUCUCACGGGCACCGGCAGUUUUGUGCUUGUCACAACUAACCUCGGAGCAGUGCAAAUUUUGCUGGACAAGGUGGAUGUGACGGUAGAAGUUGCUAGUUCAAAAUGGAAUUUUAAUGUGAAAUAA